Molecule: messenger RNA, 608 nt
Organism: Abrus precatorius (Indian licorice)
Lineage: Eukaryota; Viridiplantae; Streptophyta; Magnoliopsida; Fabales; Fabaceae
Product: lachrymatory-factor synthase-like
Exons: 2
Coding region: 40-552 (170 amino acids)
Source: RefSeq, a predicted model, not a curated record
UGUUUGUGUAGCAUUGCUGCUUCCUUCCUGGUUGAUAUUAUGGAGCCUAUGUUACAAGAAAAGGCAAAAUGGAAGGGAAAGGCCACAACACAAGUAAAGGGAAUGAAAGCAGAACAAGUGUGGCCUCUUUUGGAGGAUUUCUUUGGCCUUGACAAGUGGUUCCCUACUCUCUCAACAUGUCUUCCCAUUGAAGGCAUUUCUGGACAACCUGGCUGUGUGCGCUUCUGUGCUGGUUUCAAGACCCCUUUGGAUGGCCAUCACAAACAAACUGUGAACUGGACCAAGCAGAAACUGCUCUCCAUUGACCCAACUCAAAGAACAUUUAGCUAUUCUAUUGUGGAUGGAAAUGUUGGGUUUCACUCCUACGUUUCAACUUUGAAGGUUCUGCAAAAGGAAGAUGAUGGGUGUGAGAUUGAGUGGCUAUAUGAAGUUGACCCUGUUGAAGGGUGGAAACUGGAAUAUCUUGAUUCCUUCAUUCACACUGGCUUGCAGGUUAUGGCUCAGAGGAUGGAAGGAGCUUUGAGGACCAUGGAAGAAGCACUCAAAACUUAAAAAAAGUAAUUAUACUUGUCAAAAUAAGUACUUUAUUAUUGUUGUUGCUGUGUUUG